GCGACAGCUCUUGUUUUCAUUCCGUUUUGAGCAGCGUGCGCGGACGGUGUGUUCCUCGCAUGAAGAGUAAAAACAAAUUAAAUACUACUGAGAAAUAACAACAUCUCAGCGAACGAGUAUACGUCGGAAACCGAUUUGUCGCGCUAAAUAAUACGAGAUGCUGUUGGGGGAUUCAUGAAAAAAUAUAUUUUUGUGAUGAAAUAUUAAUGUAAACCCAUUGUUUGGUUUUCAAUUUCGUUUUUGAAUGACUGCCUGCGGAAAUAACUAUAGAUUCGCGAAAGUACACUAAAUCAGGCAGUAAAAACGGAUUGGUAAUCUUGGGAAAAAAUCGAAGGAAAAGAGACGCCAGCAGCUUCCUCGGAUUGUUUUGUUGUUUUCAGUUCGUUAGUGUGUGUCCGUUUUUCCGUCUGUGUUUGUGCAACAAAGUCAAAGUCGUCGAAGCUGCUGCAAAAAUACGUGAAAUGCAAAUUGUGAAAAAGUUGCAAAAGCAACAACAGCAUCUAGCAACAACCAACAACAACGCAACGACAACUAUAACCGCAAUCACACGGCCAACGCAACAAUAACAACGGCAACAACAAAACGGCUUCGCGUGUUUUGAAAAAUUGCAUUGCAAAUUGCCCAGCAGCAACAACUAAAACAAUACCAACAACAAAAAAAAAAAGGGAAAAUUGCGCGCCAAAAGCGAAAAAACAAAAGGAUUACACAUAAACAAACCGAAGAAACAGAAGCAGCUGAGCGAAAGAGAGAGAUAGUGAAAAAUCAAAACAGAACAGGCAGAAAUUCCUGUUUAUCCACCUUCACCUCCGGCGACACCCCCGUCGUGAUACGGCAUUCAGGCACAGUCUGGCGGACGCUGACAACGCGGCCGGAACGAUGAUGUCCAUGACCAGCUCCCCGCCGGCCACACCCACUGGCGUCCAGACGGACUCCGAUGGGCUGAUCCUGCCCAAGAAGCUCAUCAAUCCCUGCAUGGAGAACAUCGAUCGCAAGGAGCUGCACCGAGAGCUGAAGUUCAAUGCCAGAGUGGGCAAGAGCGUGCUGAACCAGAAAUCGGAAUUGCAACGUGCCUACGACAAGCAGAAGGAGCGGCAUGCCGCGGCCGAGCAACACUCGCCGGAUGCGGACAUCGUCGGCGGGAUUCCGGGACUGAAAGGAGAACUCGGGCGCGUGAUCAUGGAGCGGGCGCAGAAGCACGAGGCGGCGGCUCAGAAGCAGGACCAGGAGGACGCCGAGGAGCGGCAGUACGUGAAUCCCGAGUAUCUGAACGUGCGGGCCAAGCUGCGCACGGCGCACGCCAACAAUUAAGGAGCAGCCCACUCGGAUACCCCUCAUCCUGUAAUCCUCAGCCUAAUUAAUGUUUAGUUUUAGUAAGAGACCUAACCAAAUUAUGUGUAAGAAAAGCAUGUGUUUUAUGUGUUAACUUUGUGAGCGGUUUUCAUUUUGAUAUUAUGCAAAACUAGAGUUGAUUAUUAUAAUUAAAAUGUACACCUAGACUAAGCCAUUAACUUGUUUAGUUUGUUAGUCCUUAUCACUAAUCUAAGUUGAAGCUUUCUUGCGCUAAAUUCGUUGUGUAUAAACCAAGUGUAUAAAGUUUUAGUUUCUAAAUGGACCCCAUUUCUUCCAAAAACAACAAAAUCGAAAACAAAAUGGAACAUUAUGUAUCUAGUGUAGAGUUAUGUAUUGUAUAUGUAUAUCUAAAGAUUAGUGAGACCGAAAAUGCUGUAAACAGGGCGAUGUGUUAGAAAAUAAGACAGAGAGACAGACAGAACUUGGGCGGAAGAUAUUUGAUCUACAUAGAACAACUAUUUUAUGUCAAGCAAAGAAAUUUAAACAGAUUACAGAACUAUAUACAACAUAUAUCUAUAUACAAAUUUAGUUUCUGGAAUUAAUAAAUUUUAUUGUAGGCGAAAAGUUAUAAAACCAA
Messenger RNA from Drosophila simulans, 1927 nucleotides. Its product is annotated as protein FAM107B. The transcript is spliced from 3 exons. Lineage: Eukaryota; Metazoa; Arthropoda; Insecta; Diptera; Drosophilidae. The record is from RefSeq and is a predicted model, not a curated record. The coding region runs from base 877 to 1308 and encodes 143 amino acids.